This is a messenger RNA of Hyalella azteca, 1110 nucleotides long. RefSeq lists its product as uncharacterized. Gene Ontology annotation, molecular function: ligand-gated monoatomic ion channel activity. Bases 1 to 1110 code for a protein of 369 amino acids. Gene Ontology annotation, cellular component: membrane. The record is from RefSeq and is a predicted model, not a curated record. NCBI's taxonomy places the organism in Eukaryota, Metazoa, Arthropoda, Malacostraca, Amphipoda, Hyalellidae. The transcript is spliced from 9 exons.
AUGUGGCUGAGGGGGCCGCUGGCCAAUGUGAUGAACGCCAUCGCGCCCAUCCUUAACAUCAAUUUUAGAAGUCGCAGCUUUGCAUUUUUCCCAUGGGUGAGGUACGAGUGGGUGGCUGCUGCGGGAGGCGUGUGGGGCACAAGACUACCCAACGGCUCCUACAACGGCAUGGUGGGCAUGGUGGAGCGCCAGGAAGUUGACCUUGCUCUGGGGCCGUUUGGAAUGACAGAAGCUCGAGCAAAAGUGAAAAUGAAAGCCAAAACUGGAAAAGAAUUCAAGACCACUAAUGAAUCCAAUGUUCAUCUCUCGCUCAGAAUCAAAAUCACGGAGAUCAUUGUACUUGUUCGGGAAUCCAUGUGGACAUUGUACGAGAUCCUCAUGCAACAGAGCGUGCCAAGCAGUCGACUGAGAGUAUGUACAGUAACAUGGCUGUGGUUGGUCACAUGUCUCGUUGUGAUGAGGAGCUACAGCUCAGGACUGACAUCCCUGCUCGCCGUCAGGAGAGUUCCUGUACACAUCAACUCCUUACAGGACCUCGUCCGAUCCCCAGGAGUGCCCAUGCUGCUCGAGAAGGACACGGCUUUCACUGAGCACAUUAAUCGGUCUCAAGAUGGCAUUUAUAAGGAAAUUCGCGACCAGUCUACGCGUCUCAAGCCGAUCAAGAUGGAGGACAUGGAGAGGGUGGCCGCGGCCACGGUGAUGGAGGAGGACGCCGCUCUGCUGGUCGACGAUCUUAUCUGCUUCGCGCUCAUGGCGGGCCACUUCAAGAAGCAUGGCGAGUGCGGCAUGAUGCUCGCAGACGAGACCUUCUGGCCACUGCAGCUGAGCAUCAUCGGCCAGCGCAACUCAAAUCUCGUGGACCGCAUCAGCCCGCACAUCAGAAGCCUCGUGGAGCAAGAUCUGUACAACCUCUGGCUACGGCGAGAACUCGGUGACUAUUUCUCAUGUCUGCAUAAACCAAAGAAGUUCACCAUCAACGAACCCAUCAGCAUCCGGACCCUUUGGGGAGUGAUGUGUGUGCUGGCCGCAGGUCUGUCGGUCGCCCUCCUCGUCUUCGUUGCUGAGCGUCGCGUGGUCAGCGUCCCGCCUUGUCGCCUCAGUUUACCCUGA